UGUUGUUAGUGGAGCACGUUAGCUCCGCUGCUUCUGCAGAGCUACUCUGCGGAAAGAGGGCAACACCUUCUUAUAUUUCACAAGAAUUGCUGCAUAUAUAAUGCAGGAUUUUUCAUCUUUCCCAUAAAAACCGGACCCAUCUGUGAACCAUGCUGAAUAUUCUGUGGCAAAAAGUCAGCAACAGAGCUUUUAUCUGAUAACAGUUGACAGGUUACAUUAUUCUCUGGAUUAGGAUUAGAAGAAGGAGAAAGAAACAAAAGAUUAACGCACUCCUUUUGCAUUACUCAGUUUCAUUCUCACUGGGUGCUCAGGAAUGGAUUCACCUUUAAGUGUAACUGUCACCUGGAACAUUUGGCUCCAUAUCUGAUAAGGAAAGGGAGGCAGAGUCCAAAGUGCAUACACUUUACUCCCCAGAGUAGAUGAGGCAACGAGAGGAAAAAAAAAAAAAACAAACAAGAAAAAGCUGUUCAUCAUCUCUGUUUUGCAUAAGAAGAACAAAGUCCACCCAUGCUGCAUGUCCUAGUCAUUUUAAUCUGUUGGUUUUUGAAUGAUCUUUCAGAGAACUAGAAGCAAACUGAGAACAACUUCCACGUAUUAUUUUACAGAGAACUAUCCUAAAUAAAUUAAAAAUGCAUUCUGAAGAUGAAAAGCAGAAGCGUACUGUAGAUGGAAACAGAUAUGAGAUCGCUACCUCCAUCCAGGAUCAAGAUCCAGAAGACAAAAAGAAGGGAAAGAAGAAGAAAGGGGAAAAGCCUAAAAUGGUCAGCCCGUUAGCACUGUUUCGAUACUCCAGUUGCACAGAUAAAUUGUUAAUGAUAUUUGGCUCUCUCUUGGCAAUAGCCCAUGGAACCAGUCUCCCUAUUGCAAUGAUAAUUUUUGGUGACAUGACUGAUAGCUUUGUUAUUCCCAGUGACAGAAAUUUUACAGGAGACCUUUCUGUACUGAAUUCCUCUUUAGUGAUGCUUCAAAAGCUGGAAGAAGAUAUGACAAGAUAUGCAUACUACUAUUCUGCAAUAGCAGCUGCUGUUCUUGUUGCUGCUUAUAUCCAGACCUCCUUCUGGACACUGGCAGCAGGCCGACAAGUUAAAAAAAUUAGAGAAAAAUUUUUUCACGCAAUUAUGAGACAGGAAAUCGGAUGGUUUGAUGUAAAUGAUGCAGGAGAACUUAACACUCGUCUCAUAGAUGAUGUCAGCAAGAUUAAUGAAGGAAUAGGUGAUAAAAUUGGACUGCUUAUUCAAUCGGAAACGACAUUUUUAACAGGAUUUAUUGUUGGUCUCAUAAGAGGAUGGAAAUUAACCCUUGUAAUACUUGCAGUCAGUCCUGUCCUAGGACUUUCAGCAGCCCUCUGGGCAAAGAUUCUCACUGCAUUCACUGACAAAGAGCAAGCUGCAUAUGCAAAAGCAGGAGCUGUUGCAGAGGAAGUUCUGGGUGCAAUCCGUACUGUAAUAGCUUUUGGAGGACAAGAAAAAGAAAUUCAAAGAUAUCAUAAGAAUUUAGAAGAUGCUAAACGCAUUGGAAUAAGAAAGGCUAUUACUUCUAAUAUUUCUAUGGGUGCUGCUUUCUUACUGAUAUAUGCAUCAUAUGCACUGGCCUUCUGGUAUGGAACUACCUUGAUCUUAACUGAUGAUUACACUAUUGGCAAUGUUCUUACAGUCUUUUUCUCUGUAUUGAUUGGAGCUUUCAGUAUUGGACAGACUGCUCCAAGCAUAGAGGCAUUUGCUAAUGCAAGAGGAGCAGCCUAUGCAAUCUAUAAUAUCAUAGACAAUGAACCUCAAAUUGACAGUUACUCAGAUGCAGGCCACAAACCAGACCACAUUAAAGGAAACUUGGAAUUCCAAAAUGUUUUCUUCAAUUACCCAUCCAGACCAGACGUUGAGAUACUGAAAGGCUUGAAUCUCAAGGUGAAUUGUGGCCAGACAGUAGCCCUGGUUGGUGGCAGUGGCUGUGGGAAAAGUACAACUGUUCAGCUCAUCCAGAGAUUUUACGACCCUAAGGAAGGCACGAUUACCAUUGAUGGGCAGGAUCUUAAGAGCCUGAAUGUAAGAUAUCUGCGGGAGAUUAUUGGUGUGGUGAACCAGGAGCCCGUGCUGUUUGCUACAACUAUUGCAGAAAAUAUUCGUUAUGGCCGUGAGGAUGUCACCAUGGAAGAAAUUGAAAAAGCUACCAAGGAAGCUAACGCUUAUGAUUUCAUCAUGAAGCUCCCCAAGAAGUUUGAAACCGUGGUUGGAGAAAGAGGGGCACAGAUGAGUGGAGGCCAGAAGCAAAGAAUAGCAAUUGCCCGUGCUCUGGUUCGCAAUCCUAAAAUUCUUCUGCUUGAUGAGGCAACGUCAGCUUUGGAUACUGAGAGUGAAUCCGUUGUGCAGGCAGCACUGGACAAGGCAAGGGAAGGGCGGACCACGGUUGUAGUAGCUCAUCGCCUGUCAACAGUCCGAAAUGCGGAUCUUAUUGCCGUGUUUGAAAAUGGAGUUAUCACAGAACAAGGGAAUCAUUCUCAACUGAUUGAAAAAAAGGGAAUCUACUACAAACUUGUUAACAUGCAGGCAAUAGAAACUGAAGAUCCAUCAUCAGAAAAAGAUGAGAAUGCAGUUGGUGUUAAAAGAAGUGGAUCUGAAUUAAAUCUGGAUGAAUCCUUAAAGAAAGGAUUGAGAAGAGGAUCAACUCGGAGAAGCGUGAGAAAGCCAGGAGAACCUAAUAGUACUGAUGGGAAAGACAGUUCACCUGCUGAAGAAUUACCUCCAGUUUCAUUUCUGAAAGUUAUGAAGUUGAACAAAACGGAAUGGCCAUACUUUGUAGCUGGAACUUUCUGUGCAAUCGUCAAUGGAGCUUUACAACCUGCAUUUUCAGUCAUAUUUUCAGAAAUUAUAGGGAUUUUUUCAGGAUCUGAUCCAAAAGUUUUGAGAGAAAAGAGCAACUUAUAUUCACUGCUGUUUUUAGUACUUGGGAUCGUUUCCUUUUUUACUUUCUUUGUUCAGGGUUUUGCAUUUGGCAAAGCUGGAGAAAUUCUUACAAUGAGGCUUCGAUUCAUGGCAUUUAAAGCAAUGCUGAGACAGGACAUGGCCUGGUUUGAUGAUUCUAAAAACAGCACUGGAGCGCUGACAACAAGACUUGCAAAUGAUGCCUCACAAGUGAAAGGAGCAACUGGUGUCAGAUUGGCAUUAAUUGCUCAAAACAUAGCUAACCUGGGAACUGGAAUUAUCAUAUCUUUAGUUUAUGGCUGGCAGCUGACCCUGUUACUUUUAGCUGUUGUGCCAAUCAUUGCAGUGGCCGGAAUGAUUGAAAUGAAGAUGUUGGCUGGGCAUGCAAAAAAAGAUAAAAUAGAGCUGGAAGCUGCAGGAAAGAUUGCCACAGAAGCCAUAGAAAAUAUUCGAACUGUUGCUAGUUUGACUCGAGAAAAAAGAUUUGAGCUCAUGUAUGGAGAACAUUUGCAUGUACCAUACAGAAAUUCUGUGAAGAAGGCACAUAUAUUUGGCUUUUGUUUUUCCCUUUCACAAGCAAUGAUGUUUUUUACCUACGCUGGCUGUUUCCGCUUUGGUGCCUAUCUUGUGGUAAAUGGACACAUGGAGUACAAAAGUGUGUUCUUAGUGUUUUCAGCUGUUGUAUUUGGUGCUAUGGCAUUAGGACAAACCAGCUCUUUUGCACCAGACUAUGCCAAAGCCAAGAUAUCAGCAGCCCACUUGUUUGUGCUGUUUGAUAGAGUACCCUCAAUAGACAGUUACUGCGAGGAUGGAGAGAAACCUGUAACAUUUGGGGGAAACACAAGGAUCAAAGAUGUGAAAUUUAACUAUCCAAACCGACCAGAGGUCAAAAUCCUCCAAGGCCUGAAUCUAAAAGUAGAAAAAGGACAAACAUUGGCUCUUGUUGGUAGCAGUGGAUGUGGAAAGAGCACUGUCGUUCAGCUUCUUGAGAGAUUCUAUGAUCCACUCAGUGGAGAAAUUGCGUUUGAUGACAAAGAUGCAAAGGCACUAAAUAUCCAGUGGCUGAGAUCUCACAUUGGUAUCGUUUCACAAGAGCCAAUCCUGUUCGACUUCACCAUUGCUGAAAACAUCGCGUAUGGGGACAACAGUCGGGAGGUGCCACAUGAAGAAAUUGUUAGUGCAGCAAAAGCAGCCAAUAUUCAUUCCUUCAUUGAAUCUCUGCCAGAGAAAUACAAUACUCGUGUAGGAGACAAGGGAACACAGCUUUCUGGUGGGCAGAAACAACGUAUUGCUAUUGCUCGAGCUCUCGUACGUAAGCCCCAGAUUCUGCUGCUGGAUGAAGCUACGUCUGCCUUAGACACAGAAAGUGAAAAGAUUGUCCAGGACGCACUGGAUAAAGCCAGAGAAGGCCGCACCUGCAUCGUGAUAGCUCACCGCUUGUCCACGAUCCAGAACGCUGACAAGAUUGCCGUGAUCCAGAACGGCAAGGUCAUAGAGCAAGGGACUCAUCAGCAGCUCCUGGCUGAAAAAGGCUCCUACUAUUCACUGGUCAAUGUUCAAAGUGGGUCAUGCAACAUGUAAAUUAAAGGCAGUACUUCUCUCUGAAGUGUCACUCUAAUUAUUUCAAUACUACAUAAUAUUACUGGUCAGUCUUGAUACUUUUUUUUCCUCCAAAACAAAAGACUUUUUAUAAAUCCUAUGAAAACAAGAAAUAACAAUGUACCAGUUUCUCACUACUAGUUUUCAUUAUUCAAACUACUUUACUGUGCACCCAAAGUAGAAGUCCAUUACACCCAUAAGAGUAGAAGCAUGCUAAGCCAAAUUUAAUUCAUAUUAGCUGGCUUUGAACUCUAGCAAAAUCAUCCUAUUCAGGCACGUCUGGUAAACGGUAUGUAAACAUGAUUGUACUCAUUAAAACCAGUGUUGCUAUUGCUAGGAACAAGCCUUAAGCCUUAUCUUCACAGUGCCUAUGCUGACUGUGUAGGGACCCAGUUAUGACCUAUUAGGCUUGUUAUCAACUUAUAAGAACUUGCAGACCAGCUGGACCUUGAUGCCGGAUGUCUCUUGUUGUAGAACUUUAGCCUGGGAUGACUGCAAACGUCUUGGAAAUAUGGGUACAAGUUGAAAACAAAGGCCCCAGAACUAUUAAGAAGUAUCUCACUUGUGGUCACAUACUCAUCAUGGAAGAAACGUGACUGUAAGAGCUGGGAAAGACUGCUUUAAAUAUAUUACAGAAAAGAAGCAGCAGAUAAGAAAUUAUAAUUACACAGCAUCAGCUCUGUGGUUUUGUAUAUUCAUUGCUAAUUUAUUAUAUGAAUUUUAAGUGUUAACUGCUUUGAAUAUGUAGUAAUAGCAAUUAAGAACUUACCAUCAGCAAUGUGCAUUGUUAAUGAAUAUCUCUGAAGUAAAGUUCUAUUUUAAAGUUUUAAACUGGCCUGAUUAAUCAGACUUCUAUGUUUCUGUCAGCGAUUUCUAAUGCCCUGAGAUUUAUAUGUGUAAUCUGCCUAUCUACAUGUAGGUAGUUACUCUCACACACACACAUAUGUGAAGGUGCUGAUAGACAGAUAAGUUGGUCAUUGUACUAAUAAUGCUCUCCAGAAUGCUGAUUAAUGUGAUCCCUCUUAAAUCACUAAUCUCUUUUCUUCUGUGCAUGUCUGACUGGAUACCUGUUUCAGUACCAAACUUGUUUGUUUCCUGUUACCUGAAAAAAUAACUCCUUGUCCAUGAGAAAAGCUAUUAGUCUGCAUCAUAAUAUAAAUAUGUCAUACAUUUGCAAGAAGGGUACUGAUAUUUCUUAACAUUAUACUUUGAGGAUUCAAGUGGAAACAUUUAGAUUGCUGUUUUUUAGACUAAAUUUUGAAUUUUAAUAUUUUAUUUUUAAAAGUAGGCUUUUAAUUUUUGUAGUGAGGAGAUGUCUAACGUUUGGAUUAGUGUUUACAGAAUCAGAUUACAAAGGCAGGCACCUCUGGAUGUUACUUUGCCUAACCCCCUUGCUCAAGCAGGGUCACCCUGAUCAGGUUGCCCAGCACAAUGUUCAAUGGCUUUUGGAGAUCUCCAAGCAGGAAACUCCACAGCCUUUCUGGGCAGUCUGUGCCAGUGCUUCAGCACCUGCGUGGCAUGGAAGUACUGUCUGGUGUUCAGGAGGAGCCUUCUGUGUUCCAGUUUGUGCCCACUGCCUCUUGUCCUGGCACUGGGAACCACUGAAAAGAGCCUGGUCCCAUCUUCUUUGCAUCUUUGCUUCAGGUAUUCAUACACAUUGGUAGGAUAUCCCCUGAAAUAAUCACAGAUACUUGAUGAUAAGCAUAGGUCUCCUUAUUAUGAAGUAAUGUGCCUUUCUUCCCUUGUCUUGUGCUGAGUGUUUACACACCUACAAAAAUUGCCCUUCUGGAAGAAGAUAUUCUGGAAUUCUUUUUACAUACAUUCCUAUGUCAGAUUUCUGCCUCUUACCCCAUUAGCUUUGGAACAAGGUUUCAGAGGGUUUUAAGCAUUGACAUCUCCUCAGUAAUCCUAAUGACUUUCCAAGCAUAUGCCACCGAUUGCUGGAAAAACAAGCAAAAAGUAUUUAAAUUCAUCAUUCUGAUGGGCCUCCAGCUAAUCCUCAAAAGAGUGCUCUCAAAAGAAAAUGGUGUCUUAGGUACAAGCUUUUUCCUACUGCAAAUUCUUGUCAGUGUGUUGAAUACUAGCAUCCUAUUGCCCAACGUUCACCAGCAUAUUUGCCCCUACAAUGGCGAUUUGCUGUUCUUUAUGCAAUAAAUACUACCAAGUCCUUCUCUCAUUUCUGAGAUGUAGAAAGAGCACCAAUAGUAUCCAGUGUUCUUUCUCUCCUCAUAAAACUCUGAUGGAGUAUCAUUCACCAGUUCCAAAAAUCAUGGAUUGUCUCAACUUCAAACAAUGACUGUAAAACAGUUAUGGAUCUCCACUAGCCUCUUCAUCAGGUAUUCCCUCCAAAUUCUUUCCUAAUUAUUCCAUGUUGAGAUCAGUGAUCCUGGUGUUGACUCCCAGUCAAUCUAGCUUUAAUGGAAACAACUCCAUUUCCUUACGAGCAAAUCCUUUGAACAUGCUCUUCUGUUUCUUGGUACUAUACUUGUCUAACAAAACACUUUUGAUUGCGUUUAUAUCUGCAAAGCUCCAUAGAUCUUGAAAGAUUUGUUAAUGAGUAUUCCUUGUGAUUAAAGUACAAAUAGACAUAAAGCCAGUCUUUUCCUCAAGAUCUGUAGCCUAUAUGUACAUUUACAACUCAUCCUCCUAUUCCUCUCCCUGAAAAUGCAAUCUACUUUGCACAUUUGGUCACUGAAAGGAAAGAAAGACAACUGUCAGUAAGGGAAAAACAAGGUACACUGCCCAUGAAUGCUGCUGACUCAACAGAUCUUGUACAGAAAAAUCUACAUUAAAAAUGUACAAAAAGACAGUCUAAAUAACUGCUAUUGGCAAGUACCUAGUCUUUUUUUUUUCUGGAUAAAUAGUCUAGAACUAUUUAAUUCCACUUUAAUUCCACACUCAUUUGGUAUUUCUAAUGACGGAUGGUAUCUUUUAUUCUAGUUACUCUAAUGCAGCAAACCAAAAUCAGAAAGUGAGAAACAGAAUGAGCACCCAUUUCAAAUAAUUUGCAGUGAAUUGCACAGACUGUAGAGGUAUCAAUAGUAGAGAACAGUAAGAAAAAGAGCAGAACACACAAGGACAACUCUCUACGUGUCCAUGCUAUUGUAGAGCGAGUACACUUCCUUUUGUCUUUGUAUGCUUAUUCCUAUGUUUGUUUGAUUAUAUCUGUGAGUUGUAUGAUGUUAGCUAUGGAGGUUAGUAUUCUAAUACUGCUGCUGGGACAGGACUGCAAGCAACUAAAAGUGAAUGCUUAUGCCUAAGCUUAUUUCUCUAUGUAAGCUGCCCCUCUGCAUGUUUAACAAAGGUCUGAUCAAUGAGGCCUAGGGCACAAUUCAUCCCAUUCUAGAACUGCUGUCUCUAGCAGGCCAGAUUAGCAAUAAACUAAAAUUUCUUCUCUUCAUAAAAGAAUAUGAGGUUGAUUACCAUAACUACCUACAUUGUCAAUGCUAUAGCUUAGAGAAAAUGAGUUGUAUGUUGAACAACUACUGCAUUAAAAUAGGUUUCUUACAUACUGGACUACAUUAUGUUUCAUAAAAAAAAUCUGUUAACCAUGAUUGCAGCUUUGUAUUUACCAAAGAUAGAGACAUUUCUUAGAAAAAUACUGGAAAUUGUGUGGGGUGUUUUAAAGUACCCAAAUAUUUGAAGUCAUUGAUGUUCUAGAUAACUUAAAAGCAAAGACUUUGUGUCCAUAUACGAGGUGCAUAUAAUCUGUUUCUUCAUAGCUUCACUUCAAGUGUUCAUAUGCAGAAAUUAUGCCAUCAUUCAUUUGCUUAAUAAAGGAGACGAAUAUUUUAACAAUUUUUUGAAUACAGCAAGGAGUUGUUCUAAGAUCAUGGUUCUUACCUCAUCCAAGAGGAAAAUUUUAUUUCCCUAACAGGUCAGCUUUAUCUGCUCUCUAUUUACUGCUGAGUGGCUAGUUUGGUCAAAAACAACAUGAUUUUUUUCUCUUGACUUUCUCAAAUAUGAUUUUUUUUCUGACUUUUCUUGUAUAUAUAUGACAUCUUUUACAGCAUUUGUUUUGUAUUUGUUGUACAAAUUCCUACUUCUUGACAUUCAUAUACUUCGUAGUGAUGUAUGAUACAAAAUAACACAUCAUUUUCAUAUUGUUCAAAAAACAAAAUUUAUGCACGCUUACCGAGGCACUGAUAGAAGAAUGCACAAUGGAAUCUGAUGAGUUUCUCCAACCACAAACUCAGAAUUUCUGUUGAGUAGACUUACAGUUCAUUUAUCUCUAUAUGCAUGUCUAUUCUUCAAUGUAAAAGAAGAGUAAAUAAAGAUGGAAGUUACUAACAUAUGUAUCAAAUCAGAAACAAUUCAGACUUUACUCUCCAUGUAUUUUCUAUUUGAGGAUUGUAGUUCAGAAUUCUAGUAUUUUAAGGCUUAUGUUGUUAGAGGUAGAUUCAAUAAAGCAUACAACAAUCUA
Messenger RNA from Numida meleagris (helmeted guineafowl), 8937 nucleotides. Its product is annotated as multidrug resistance protein 1-like. Gene Ontology annotation, biological process: transmembrane transport. The transcript is spliced from 30 exons. The coding region runs from base 630 to 4496 and encodes 1288 amino acids. Gene Ontology annotation, cellular component: membrane. Lineage: Eukaryota; Metazoa; Chordata; Aves; Galliformes; Numididae. Gene Ontology annotation, molecular function: ABC-type transporter activity; ATP hydrolysis activity; ATP binding. The record is from RefSeq and is a predicted model, not a curated record.